Messenger RNA from Trichoplax adhaerens, 1626 nucleotides. RefSeq lists its product as uncharacterized. The coding region runs from base 1 to 1626 and encodes 541 amino acids. The record is from RefSeq and is a predicted model, not a curated record. Gene Ontology annotation, cellular component: kinesin complex. The transcript has a single exon. NCBI's taxonomy places the organism in Eukaryota, Metazoa, Placozoa, Uniplacotomia, Trichoplacea, Trichoplacidae. Gene Ontology annotation, molecular function: protein binding.
AUGGGUAAUAAAUCUACCAAGUCGAGUUUUCGGAACGAAAUCAAUUCGCUUCAUGAAAAGGGUCGGAAAUAUCAGCAAGAGUGUAAUUAUGAACAAGCCUUGAUUUAUUUCAAUAAGGCUAUAGCUCAAAUCAAGUCGAAACAUCAUAGUAGUAAUCGUCUUUAUCAACUUCAAUAUUAUAUUUACUUUGACAUGGCUGACUCCUAUAAAGGGCAAAGUCAAUGGAAGGAAGCUAAUGAAUGGAGUCAAAAAGCAGAAAACUUGGCAGAGAAAUUAAAGGAUAAAAUCAAGAUUGCAGAGUGUAUCGAUAGGCAAGGAGAUAUCAAACUACUACGAGAUGAUACUGAUGGCGCCCUGAAUGAUUAUAAGAAAUCGUUUAAAAUGAAAUUGAAAUCAUUAGGCAUGGAUAGCAUCGAGGUCAGUGAGUCCUACAGUAAUAUUGGCCUUGCUUACAGUAAGCAAGGCAAGUAUGAUGAAGCCAUAGCCAUGUACGAAAAAUCGCUUCGGUUUCAACUAUCGAUUAAGGGCAAUGAUCAUCUCGAUGUUGCUGAGCUCUCUCAUAAUAUUGGAGACAUUUAUAGCAAGCAGGGAAAAUAUGAUGAAGCAUUAUCCGUGUUGGAUAAGUCGUUCAAAGCCCAAUUGAUCAAAGUUGGUGAAAAUCAUCCCAGUAUUAGUAUCUUCUACGAUAAAUUUGGUGGAAUUUACAAGCAUCAAGGCAAAUAUGAUGAUGCACUAUCGAUGUAUAACAAAUCACUGAAGAUUAAACUAGUACAACUGGGUGACAAUCAUCCAAAUAUUGCUAUAUCCUAUCAUAAUAUUGGGCUUGUCUGUAGUAAUCAAGGCAAGUACGAUGAAGCUCUAUCCAUGUUGAAUAAAUCACUACAGAUUCAACUAACAAGACUUGAAAAAGACGAUCUCUAUAUUGCAACAACCUAUCACAAUAUUGGAAGUGUUUAUGAGAGCCAGGGUAAACAUGACGAUGCACUGGCUAUGUUCCAUAAAUCGCUCGAGAUUCAGUUGACCAUCUUUAAGGAUGAUCAUCCAAGUCUUGCUAGCACCUAUAACAACAUUGGAGAAGUUUACAGCUAUAAACACAAGUACGAUGAUGCUUUAUUAAUGCAUAGUAAAUCGUUAAAGAUUCAACUAGCAGUUCUUGGAAAUCAUCAUCCUGAUAUUGCUAUGUCGUAUAACACCAUUGGGCUGAUCUAUAAGCAUCGAUACAAGUACAACGAUGCUCUAACCAUGUUGAAUAAAUCGCUCAAGAUUUACCUCGAUUUCCGGGGCGAAAAUCAUCCCGAUGUUGCAAUGUCGUAUAACAAUAUAGGAGACGUGCAUCGGCUUCGAGGCAAUCUUACGGAUGCUCUGUCCAUGUAUAGCAAAUCACUGCAAGUUUGUUUAGCAACAGUGGGUGAGAACCAUGCAAACACUGCGCAAUUAUACCGAAAUCAAGCAGAAGCCUAUCGUCAACUGUCUAAAUAUUCGCAGGCAAUCUCCUGUCUGCAAAAGUCCGUCGCUAUUUUACUCAAUCUCUAUGGAGAAGAUCAUGCUCAAGUGGUUUUGGAUAAGCAAAGAAUUGCCCAAUGUCACGAUCAACAACGCAAAUUGGAAGAAGCUGCAAAGCCAUGA